UGCGCCAACUGUCGCCCGGGCCGCGAGAGCGGCGGUUGGAGGCGGGGCGCACGCGCAGAAGGGGCAACGUCUCUGGCCGCGGCUGGCGAGCGAGAGCGCCUGGGUCUCUCUUUCUGUCUAUACGGACGUCUCUAUAUAUAUGGGGGAGAGAAGAUGGCUCCCUUCCCUGAGGAGGUGGAUGUUUUCACGGCCCCGCACUGGCGGAUGAAGCAACUCGUCGGGCUUUACUGUGACAAGCUUUCUAAGACCAACUUCUCCAACAACAAUGACUUCCGGGCUCUCCUCCAAUCCCUAUAUGCUACUUUUAAGGAAUUCAAAAUGCAUGAACAAAUUGAAAAUGAAUACAUAAUUGGAUUACUUCAGCAACGCAGCCGGACUGUGUAUAAUGUACACUCAGACAACAAACUCUCAGAAAUGCUUAGCCUCUUUGAGAAAGGGUUGAAAAAUGUGAAGAAUGAAUAUGAACAACUAAACUAUGCGAAACAGCUAAAGGAGAGGCUUGAAGCUUUUACCAGGGAUUUCCUUCCUCAUAUGAAAGAAGAGGAGGAGGUUUUCCAGCCAAUGUUGAUGGAAUAUUUUACUUAUGAGGAAUUGAAGGACAUAAAAAAAAAAGUAAUCGCACAACACUGCUCCCAGAAGGAAGCUGCAGCAGAAAUACGUAGAGGUAUUAGUCUCUGGAAUCAAGCUGAGGAACUGCAGAAAGCUUUUAAAUAUUCUGUGGAUGAAAAAGCAGAUCAAGGUGAAGAAACUGAAGAAACAGGGCAAACCACCAAUAUUGUUGAUCUUCCUUCUGAGGUUGUGCUGACUAUUUUUAGUUACCUUAGCCCUCAGGAGUUGUGUCGAUGCAGUCAAGUAAAUAGCAAAUGGUCUCAGUUGGCUAAAACUGGAUCUCUUUGGAAACAUCUUUACCCUGUGCACUGGGCCAGAGGAGACUGGUCCAGUGGCCCACCAGGUGAUCUUGAUACAGAUCCUGAUGAAGAAUGGGUAAAAAACAGAAAAGAUGAAAGCCGUGCUUUUCAGGAAUGGGAUGAAGAUGCUGAUAUAGACGAGUCUGAAGAAAAUGCAGAAGAAUCCUUGGCUAUCAGCAUUAUUCAAAAAGAAAAGGACUUUCUUCAGGGCUUAAUUCAUAACGUUCUCCCACGUGUAGGCACCUCAGUGAAAACAAUUGUGCUGGCAUACAGCUCUGCCAUAUCUAACAAAAUGGUCAGACAGAUCUUAGAACUCUGUCCUAACUUGGAACAUCUUGAUCUCACUCAAACUGAUAUUUCUGAUUCUGCAUUUGAAAGUUGGUCUUGGGUUGGUUGCUGCCAGAAUCUCCGGCAUCUUGAUCUCUCUGGAUGUGAGAGAAUCACAGAUGUGGCUGUAAAAAAGAUUUCCAGGGCCUUGGGAAUUUUGUCACCCAAUGAAGCAGGAUCUCCGAAAAGUUGUCAAAACAGGAAUGGAAAAACUGUGUGGAAAAGCAAAGACAUUGCCAUGCAGGCCAGCAAAAAGAACUGUAGUUUGCAUGAUAUUGCAAAUGAAAAUUUGAUUAAAGGAGAAGGAAAUGAAAGCCAUUGGAUUGCACCUGUCAGAUCAGAGAGCUUUAACUCUGCCUAUAUCUGGAUGUUAGAUGCAGAAGAUCUGGCAGAUAUUGAAGAUGCUGCUGAGUGGAAACACAGAAAUAUUGAAGGAGUUUGUGUGAUAGAACCUUCAUCAAAUUGUUGUUCUGCAUCAUGCAGCAGCAAAGACAUUUUUGGACUAAGGACUAGUAUUUGCUGGCAGCAGCACUGUGCUCCUACUGCCUUGACCUACUGCGGUCACUCUUUCUGUUGUGCUGGGACAGCUUUAAGAACUAUUCAGGCACUCCCAGGAUCCUCUGCACUAUCUAAACAUGCACCAAGGACUAGUAAACAGUCAGAGGAGAAAGACUUUGCAUACUUCAGGAGUGCAAAAUCAGACCAUGAGACAGCGCGAGUUCUUCAGUUCCUCAGUCUGUCAGGAUGUUACCAGAUAACAGACCACGGUCUCAGGAUGCUGACUCUGGGAGGUGGGCUCCCUCAUCUAGAACACCUCAAUCUCUCCGGUUGUCUGACUGUAACCGGUGCAGGCCUGCAGGAUUUGGUGUCUGUAUGCCCUUCUCUGAAUCAUGAACACUUUUACUACUGUGAUAACAUUAACGGUCCUCACGCCGAAACCGCCAGUGGAUGCCAGAACUUGCAGUGUGGUUUCAGAGCCUGCUGCCGCUCUGGUGAAUGACCUGACUACUUUCCUUUUCAGUCUACUUUAUUAGCUCAGCAGGCUUCCUUUCAUGCACUUUACUUACAGUCCGCAUCUUGUGUUAACAGUUCCCUUCUGAAGUGCAAAUUGUAGGUCCUUUCUGCCCCAUAAUUCAGAAUCUUAUAAGCAAACUAUGUAGUGUCACACCAUUCUCACAAUGUUUCACUCUGAUUUCAGAAGGUGAGAG
Zootoca vivipara (common lizard) is the source of this 2443-nucleotide messenger RNA. RefSeq names its product F-box and leucine rich repeat protein 5 (gene FBXL5). Gene Ontology annotation, molecular function: protein binding. Gene Ontology annotation, cellular component: cytoplasm; SCF ubiquitin ligase complex. The record is from RefSeq and is a predicted model, not a curated record. Gene Ontology annotation, biological process: intracellular iron ion homeostasis; SCF-dependent proteasomal ubiquitin-dependent protein catabolic process; protein polyubiquitination. Lineage: Eukaryota; Metazoa; Chordata; Lepidosauria; Squamata; Lacertidae.